UUCAAACAGACAUCCCAUUGAGUCAAUCGCCUUCCAAUACAAGCUCUCACGAGUGUGCAUUCGCCAAAAGCCAUAUACCCUUUCUAUCCAAGUCUUCUGUUUCCACGCGAUCAAAAUGGCCGAGUUCGAAACUAUUGGCAAGCAAUUCGUUGAGUUCUACUACAAGACCUUCGAUGAGAACCGCGCGAACCUCGCUGCUCUCUACCGCGACAACUCGAUGCUCACAUUCGAGCAACAGCCAGUGAUGGGUACAGCUGGUAUCGUUGAGAAACUCCAGAACUUGCCCUUCCAGCAGGUAGUGCACCGUACCGAUACCAUCGACGCUCAACCCGCGGACGACGCAGGCGCUGGCAUCUUGCUUUUGGUUACUGGAGCAUUGCAGGUGGAUGGUCAGGACAAGCCCAUGAGCUUCACCCAAACUUUCCAGCUCAAGAAGGAUGGCAACGGCCAAUGGUUCGUCUUCAACGACCUUUUCCGACUCGUCUAUCCCGCUGCAUGAGCGUCUGCUCCCUGAAUCUAGUACUUCAUUUUCCUACACAUAGCGCGAAUGCAAUAAUGUGAGGAAGCGUGCAGAAUGCCGU
Molecule: messenger RNA, 581 nt
Organism: Aaosphaeria arxii CBS 175.79
Lineage: Eukaryota; Fungi; Ascomycota; Dothideomycetes; Pleosporales
Product: nuclear transport factor 2
Exons: 6
Coding region: 116-499 (127 amino acids)
Biological process (GO): protein import into nucleus
Cellular component (GO): nuclear pore central transport channel
Source: RefSeq, a predicted model, not a curated record